Danio aesculapii is the source of this 3865-nucleotide messenger RNA. It is a transcript of the gene six4b, whose product is annotated as SIX homeobox 4b. The record is from RefSeq and is a predicted model, not a curated record. Gene Ontology annotation, molecular function: DNA-binding transcription factor activity, RNA polymerase II-specific; RNA polymerase II cis-regulatory region sequence-specific DNA binding. The coding region runs from base 117 to 1964 and encodes 615 amino acids. The transcript has 3 exons. NCBI's taxonomy places the organism in Eukaryota, Metazoa, Chordata, Actinopteri, Cypriniformes, Danionidae. Gene Ontology annotation, biological process: regulation of transcription by RNA polymerase II. Gene Ontology annotation, cellular component: nucleus; transcription regulator complex.
ACGUGGGCUGUGGAGUUAAACUUGUGGUAGAACGGGGGACGCCAGAUCUUAUCCACACCACGCAGCGGCCAGAUACCUGAUCGUGCUUGGAUGGAGGGGCGAAACCCGAUCGCCUGAUGUGCUGCCUGAAACCCAGAGGAGUGACUUAUCAGGACGCGUUCAAAAUGUCUUCUUCCUCAAGCGAGGUCAUUAGUGCCGAUGAGAUCAAGAGGGAGAGUCGUGGGAGUGUCAAGCUGUCAGUGCUGGACCCCGCGGAGUUGCCGAUGGAGAAUGCCGAACUUUUGGACUGCUCGCCGGCCUCCCUGGCCUUUUCCCCCGAGCAGGUCGCGUGCGUCUGCGAAGCGCUGAUGCAGGGUGGGAACGUGGACCGCCUGGCCAGGUUCCUGUGGUCACUGCCGCAGAGUGACCUGCUGCGGGGGAACGAGAGCAUCCUGAAGGCGCAAGCGAUAGUCGCCUUCCACCAUGCCCGCUACCAAGAGCUCUACUGCAUCUUGGAAAACCACUCUUUCAGCCCGUCGAACCACUCGUCUCUGCAGGAUAUGUGGUACAAAGCGCGCUACACCGAGGCGGAGAAGGCGCGGGGCAGACCGCUGGGCGCCGUGGACAAGUAUCGCUUACGCAGGAAAUAUCCGCUGCCUCGGACUAUCUGGGACGGAGAAGAGACCGUGUAUUGUUUCAAAGAGAGGUCUCGGAACGCGCUGAAGGAUAUGUACAAGCGGAACCGGUACCCAUCUCCAGCCGAGAAGCGAAAUCUGGCCAAAAUGACAGGACUUUCCUUGACGCAGGUCAGCAACUGGUUCAAAAACAGGAGGCAGAGAGACAGAAAUCCAUCAGAAGCGCAGUCGAAGAGUGAGUCAGACGGCAAUCACAGUACAGAAGAUGAGUCCAGUAAAGGCCAGGAGGACUUGUCACCACGUCCCCUCUCCAGCGGCUCUUCCAGCUCAGUCCCACACGGAACAGCCCCCCCUACAGUUUACUCAGACGGAGGAACAACAGUCAUCCAACAAAUCGGAGAUGUCAAAAUGCCCUCACACUCAGGUGGAGGAAUGAGUUUUAAUGGUGACCUUGCGAGCGUCAAUGCUCACUACAUCAACAGUGGAGCUUAUGGUCACUCACACAGCAGCAGCGCUCUCCUGAACGGACUUGGUGCCACAGGUGGCCAUUUCUUGACCUUUGAUCCUCAGAGGGUCUCCCAUCACAGUCAGGAAAGGCUGUUAGGUGGGUCUUCCGUGUCUUAUGCUCCCUUCUCAAUGGGGGGUUCUGAAACAGCCUCUGGAAAGAUAGAGACCAUGCAAACUUUAGUUUCCAAUGGUGAAGAUGGAGUCAUUUCUUCAGUGGUGUCCUUUGCUUCGGCCCCCUCCACACCAUCCACUACCUCAGGAGGUCUUCAUCUGAGCAGUUACAGUGUGGUCAAUCUCCCUGGAAGUGAAUCUACCAUGGGUCUUCCUCCUCUAAUGCUGCCCCCAUCAUCAACAUCAUCUACUCACGGUUCUGCUCCUUUGGGCAACGUAGUCAGUGACUCUUCCCAGCACUCAAGCCAAACUCUGCUCUACUCCCAGACUGUGAAGCAGGAACCCUUGGAUGUGCCUGGAAGCUAUGCUUAUCCUUCUGAUAUACCCCUGGACCAAGGUAGCAACCUGGGCUAUACAGCCUCCCUUUUCCUCUCAUCGUCCUCCAGUGGUGGUUCUCUUCCCCCUACCAUCACAGCUACAGUCACCUCGGCCCUCUCCAACUCCGACGUACACCAUGCUCUGAAUCAAACAGGACGUGGCCUCCAUGAGGAUGGUGUAGCUCUGUCUUCAGACUACAGGUCUCAAGACAUCCAUCUGCCCAACAGCCUGCAGGUUGUUUCUAGGGAAGGAGAAGGUCCAGUCAGGGUUGUUUGUGGGGAUCUGGAUAUGGAAGGGAAAGAGCUGGCCAAGCUGCAGACUGUACAGAUGGACGAUGAUGGAAGCGACCUCUGAUGAUGUCAAUGAUGCAUUUCACUCGUGCUGGACUGGUUUUGUCACACCGCAUUGUGCCCUUAUGGACGCUGUAAGCACAAAUCAUUCUCAUAUGAAGCCUAGAGAUGGAUGUAAAAAUGCGAACAGUGCCUUCCUGUCCUGAUAUAUCCCAACUUGCACUAAGAGGGCUGCAGAACUUAGCAGGCAAUGCACUGACGUUUGGAAAAUUAUUUAGCUGUCUUUAUACUGUCACCUCAAAAACAAAAUACGAAAUACCUGUUAAAAAGCACAAACGUGCUCUGAAUCAAAUAAUGCAGCUUUAUAGUGAUUGUUUUCUUUUAACAAGAUUUUAUUGAUGCACAGAUGCAUUUUUGUUGUUGUUGUUGUUGUUUAUGGUCUUUUUGUAUUUAAAUUUUUUGUGUGUGAAAAUGCAAAUGUGAUAAAGCUUAUUUUGUUAUGCUUGACUUGAGGAAUUUUAUGUUACAGAAUGUUUUUUAAUUCAAACUGACAAGUCUCUUUCUACACAUCCCAGUGUAGAAUCUAGAUAACAAGCCAUUUAUUUAAAAGAACUUAGCAAGAAUUAUGUUUUUUUUAUUGAUUUGUGUGAUUUGGAUGUGUUUGGGAUGUAAUUUACUUUAGCAUUCAUUUCUUCUGAAUAGUCACAUGUAGCAGUUUGGUGAAUUUUCAUGGGCAAAAUGCAUUCAUUUAAAUAGGAAUGUAACACAUAAUCCUCAACACACAUCUUUUAAAUUCAAGCUGACCAAAAUAAUGCAGUUUUAGUUUGACUUUUGUGUGUGUGCGUUGUGCUACACUUUUAAAGGUAACACUUUAUUUUGAUGGUCCAUUUGAGUAUUAGUAGACUGUCUGCUUAAUAUCUGUUGAUACUGCUCCGUCAGCAGGCAUUCAACUGAGUAUAAGAAACUUUGCAAGUACAUGUUAACUUACACUAACCCUAACCCCAACCUAACAGUCUACUUAUAAUCUAAUGAGAAUUAGUUGGCAUGUAGAUGCAAUGUAACUUAAAUUCAACAAACGGACCAUUAAAAUAAAGUGUGACCCUUUGAAAUUUCAAUUAUUACUUUAUUAUUGCCAUGAAAUUUCGCUAAAGUGAUUACACCUUUCCACCUUUCCUCUGUACAUACUGCAAGAACCACAAGAAAACUUCAAACGUUAGUCUUGCUUGAAAGAAGCCUAUUUUUCUAACCCCUUCUACCCUAUUAAAUAUUUAUAUUUGUACAUAUAUAAUGAAUGAUCCCAGGGUUGUCUAUGUCACUGACACCAGUGUUUCACAAUAGAGUCCCAAGUCUGAUAACUCAAUAAGUAACGGGAAUGACCUCACUUUUAAUGAAUCAUGGCUUAUUGGAAGCACCAGGUAAGUUGGCUAUAUGUUUUUAACCAAUAGCAGGCGUAGACAUCUCCUAUCUAUUUAACCAGAUCAGGCUACAACUUGGAUCCCCUGGAUGACUGGUGGUGAUCUCAGACAUUACUAAUGCAUGGACGUACGCAUAUGCAGCACGAUGGAGAUCAAGCUUGUGUUCUCACCAGAGGCGUCGUCUGUGAUCUCUGGCCAAAGCCUGGCAGCUGAAUAAGCCCUGCUCACUCUUAAAGUGUCAUAUGGUACCUGUCAUGACAUUACUCAAAGUAAAGGUCAUCCAAAAAGUCAGAGUAUAUGAGGAGAAGUUACAUAUCCUUAUUAGAUUUCCUGAACCGUCCUCACAUGAUCUUGCAGGAAUAGACUUUUGGCUCGGACUCCAGGGCAAAAUGCAGACUCAUCGUUAGAUAGAUUAUUAAAGGGCGAUAAGAGAUAUACUAUGUUCUUUGAAUAAUUAAAAAAGGAUUUCACUAGGACAUUCGUGCACAACAAGAUUAUUCUUAAAAAUAAAAGGUUUCAAAAUAUACUUUUUCAUACACUGUAAAACCCA